CUUCGCGGUGACCUGCUGCUGCUGCUGCUGCUGCUGCUGCUGACGAGAUGGGCAGGGUGGCGCUAAGGGGAGACCGCGCGAAAGCGAGAGGAAUCUGUUGUGAGUGCGGGGCAGCGAAUCAGACGCGAGGGCUUACAGCACAGCUAGAAGGCCCGGGCCUCUCAUCCAGCUCGACGCGCCCCAGCCGGCACUUUCCGCGCGCCCUUCUGCGCUUCUUGGUCUGAAGUGGUUAUUAAGCAAGCAGCGGCGCGUCCUCCUCGCCGUGUGCAACUGCUUCUCACACCAUACAGCGAUCCAACAUACCCUUUAAGCACCAUCACUCACGAUUUGCACUGCGCCCAACUUCUCAGUGCUAAAACGUCGCACAAGCACAGCAGUCGCCAGCUUUACACAUCUCCGCCAACAUGUCCUUUCUCGCGGGCACAUCUCUCCGAGGCUUGGGCAGCCGCUCAACGGUAGCCAGCACCAGCUCGGCCGUGCUUCGCUCUAUCUCCACAACUGCUCCCCGUGCGCUCGCCACACCUGCCCAGGAGCAAGCCAGCGUUUCCGACCAAGGGGCUAAGGGAAAGCAGCCUCAUUACAAAGAUGUCUCCAUCUACCGAUGGAAUCCCGAGGAGCCUGCAUCCAAACCACACUUGCAGACCUACAAGGUCGACUUGAACGCUUGCGGCCCUAUGGUUCUGGACUUGCUGAUCAAGAUCAAGAACGAGGUGGACCCUUCUUUGACGUUCAGACGUUCAUGCCGAGAGGGGAUCUGCGGUAGCUGCGCCAUGAACAUUGACGGUGUCAACACAUUGGCUUGUCUCUGCCGUAUCGAGAAGGCGGGAGAGAGCAAGAUUUACCCUUUGCCACACAUGUACGUCGUCAAGGACUUGGUACCGGACCUCACACAGUUCUACAAGCAAUACCGCAGCAUCGAGCCUUUCCUCAAGGCGCCCCUGCCUAGCAAUGGCAAGGAGCAUUUGCAGUCUCCCGAAGAGCGUCGACGCCUGGAUGGACUUUACGAGUGCAUCCUCUGCGCCUGCUGCUCGACAUCCUGCCCCUCUUACUGGUGGAACCAGGACGAGUAUUUGGGUCCCGCAGUGCUCAUGCAAUCUUUCAGAUGGCUCAAUGACUCGCGCGACCAGAACAAGCAACAAAGGUUGGAAAAGUUGGAGAACAGCUUCAGUCUUUACAGGUGCCACACCAUUCUGAACUGCACAAAGACUUGCCCCAAGGGUCUUAACCCUGCCAGGGCCAUUGCAGCCAUCAAGGACGAGAUGGCUUUUGGUCCUCCUAAGCACACCGCCCAGGCUCCCGUUGUCGCCGAUGCUCAGGCUUGAGGUGGAUCACACCGCUCGCGCUUUGCAGCUCCCAUUCUCUCCAAUCACGCUCACGCAUUUCGCCC
Messenger RNA from Ceraceosorus guamensis, 1387 nucleotides. RefSeq names its product succinate dehydrogenase and fumarate r. The transcript is spliced from 3 exons. Lineage: Eukaryota; Fungi; Basidiomycota; Exobasidiomycetes; Ceraceosorales; Ceraceosoraceae. The record is from RefSeq and is a predicted model, not a curated record. Gene Ontology annotation, molecular function: electron transfer activity; 2 iron, 2 sulfur cluster binding. Gene Ontology annotation, biological process: aerobic respiration; tricarboxylic acid cycle; respiratory electron transport chain. Gene Ontology annotation, cellular component: mitochondrial membrane. Bases 405 to 1322 code for a protein of 305 amino acids.